AUGAAAAUUGAGCUACAGAGCUGGGUAGAAGCCCUGGAGAAGUACGAUGCCAGCGAUUACAUCCAUGCCUUGCGCCAAUUCUCUACGAUGCAAAGUCGUGGACAAUCUUCAAAGAUCGAAUUCAACAGAGCGGUCAUACACGCAAGUUUAGGUGAUCAGAAGGGUGCAACUGAGUUGUUCAACAGCGCAUUACGUAUAGAUCCAUACUUUGCGAUCGCACACUACCAAUCAGGCGUCUGCAACUUUAUGCGUGGACGCUACGAGCAUGCUCGUUCGGACUACGAAGCCAGCCAGAAGCAGCUCAGAGGAAACAGCUUCAUUGACUAUGCACAGCUUGGUCUCGCUUACAAACUCGAGAACACAAACAUCGACUUUAAUAUCGCAUUGACCUACUAUUACUCAGGUCGCCCAGAGGAUGGUGUCAAUCAACUACAGAUAGCUAGGAAUGGCGCUUCCACCGAUCAAAACAGUGUUAUAGACGAUUGUAUGAGGGAUGAAGCCAAGGGCUACAUGCCAUACUCCGUCCAGCCAGGAAUCGUCUUCAGACCUUCUGAAUCACAGAUAAAGAACCUCGAGAAGAAGGACUUUAUCGGUCAAGCAAAGGUACUCUAUACCGACGAUGACGGUACCAGUCCAGAUAUACCACUUAACCAAAACACCAGCGAACAAUCGGAAGAUGUUCCACUCAGUCGUAGGUUGCCUGGCGGUGGUGGUACCCUCAAACGUAACCCAACCCACUGGCAACCGAAGCUGCUUCGUCGUCCGACUGCUGGUAGUCGCAAACAAAGUAGCAAUGAAACAACCCCCGUAUCUUCUGGCACGUCCACACCAGUUACCGAGAAAGGCGGUUUCUUCUCCGGUCUUUCUAGACAAAAGACCGAGCGUAGGAAGGCACCAACAGAGGAAAUGCGUACAAAAACUGGAUUGACUCCAGAUGAAGCUGCAUUGGGACCAAAGAACGCCGCUAUGCUCUCUAGAGCGCGUACACUAGGUUCUUCUACUCUUGCGGAGAAGCGUUCAAAGUCAGAGCAAGAUGUACCAACGCAAGCGACAUUCCAACCUCUGGCAGACCCUGCUCGAGGUAAAGGUGUUACAUUGACUGAUGUUCAACUCCCAUCUGAACGCAUGGGUGAACUCAAGGACGUGUCUACUACUCAGCCAUCUCCAACACCACCUACGACCGACGACUCGCGCUCACCUUCACCUUCACUUGCGCACACAUCACAACCACCACCACAAUUGCAUCAUUCAUCAUCGCAACCACAGCUCGCGCCAAGUAGAGCUAGAUUCCCAACUCGCAAGACAUCACUUAAGCAUGUUCACAACAAGUUCAAGAGAAAUGAACCACAACCGGAUGUGCCUCCUUUAGAGAGACGCAGAUCACGUUCAUUUAAUGAGGGCGAUGAUUAUUCAUUAGCUUACACUGAACAUGCACCAGCUGAGGCUCCAAACAGGAGCAAUACACUCUUUAGUAAGAUUUCCGGUCGUUCAAAUUCGACCACUCAAUCAAGUGGCAUAAAUCAUGAUAAUCGCAAGGGAAAACCAUCUGCGAUCGAUACACUCUCAAACGUGCCUGCUGGCUGGCCGCGUUCUGACAAUUCAAGUCCACAAUCAUUAUUUUCACAAACUCAAUCACACAGACCACCACAACUUCCUGCUCUUCAAAUCGGUGAUGACCUUAUGCAUUCAGAGCAAACACCAAAAGCUGUUGAUAACAAUGUCGCAUUGACAAUCACGCCUUCAACACCUUCAGUUUUGCCUGACAAGGACUUCUCAAUAAAAUUCGAUGAAAGAACUGAUACGAUGUAUGAUACACAAAACGGUACAUCUGUUCCAUCAUCUGUUUCAGAUAAUUCCUUUGGUAAUUUAUCUAACAAGUCAACUGAUGAUAGCGGUGGAUCACCAGUUGAUGCACUCACAGCAUUAAAUGGUGGUAAUGCAGCUAAUGGUGGACCAUUCAAACCAACAGCGCCACUAAAAAUUCAAGAGAAGCCUACACUCACUCGUCAAGCUUCAGCAUUACGUAGACGUGGUACAUAUGGAAUGAUGCAGGAGCAACAAAAGCAAGGUGCUAUUGAUAUCUCUAAUAGCAUGAAGAAGAUGGGUAUAGAAGAAGGCAAUGAGGAGAACGAUGAUGGAGUUGGUUCAACUAUGAUCAAAGGAAUGUCUCCAGUUGAGGCUAGCUCAUUAAAUGCUGAAAGGAUGCUCGAGAAGGGUACAACUGGAAUGUCACCCGUAAAUGCAAGUUCAUUGAAUGCUGAGAGAAUGCUCGAAAGAAAGCAACCAGAGGUUGUAAGAACAGCACCUACGCCACCACCUGCACAGACGCCACCAACGCCUGCAGCUGCACCACCACGAUCACCAGAGAGCAAAUCAUUAAACAAGAGUGAGAAUGCGCCAUCAUUGAAAGUGCGCUUCAAAAUACAUUACGGAGAAGACGUACGUGGAAUGCUUGUUGGGAAUGAGACAUCUUUCGAAGCAUUCAUACAUCACAUUUUACGGAAAUUUGAGAAAAGACCUGGUAGUUUUAGAGUCAGAUUCAAGGAUGAGGAUGGUAUAAAGAUUACAAUCCAAGAUCACUCAGAUUUGGAGUUAGCAAUUGAUACUGCAAGACUACAUGGAAAUGGACGUAGUGACGGAAAGCUUGACAUCUGGUGCGAAGAUUGUUAA
Wallemia mellicola CBS 633.66 is the source of this 2670-nucleotide messenger RNA. RefSeq lists its product as hypothetical. Gene Ontology annotation, molecular function: protein binding. NCBI's taxonomy places the organism in Eukaryota, Fungi, Basidiomycota, Wallemiomycetes, Wallemiales, Wallemiaceae. The record is from RefSeq and is a predicted model, not a curated record. Bases 1 to 2670 code for a protein of 889 amino acids. The transcript has 6 exons.